AUGGACUGCCGUUUUCCUGCCUGGCAGGUUGGCGCAUUUCCUGAGGUGCAGCAAGCCCUGGAAGCGCUCAACUCUCAAGGGGCCGCUGCCAUCACUGCCGACACAGCCCUUGCCCUUCGUCAAAAAGCGCUCACCGCUUCCCUGGAUACUGCCAACUGGGAACGUCAACUCGCUUCAGCCACGCUGACUGAACGGGCAUUGUUGCGUUCGGAGGCCGAGCCAGGGGCUAGAGCCUUCCUCGCAGCCGUGCCGGGCAGCGGCCGAUGCAUGGAGCCAGCAGCCUUUGUCGCCGAACUGCGCCAAAGGCUACACAUGCCAGACGCACCAGCUGACGUGUGGUGCCCGCGCUGUGAUGGCAUUCUGGACACACAUUCACACCAUGCUGGUUUGUGUGCUGCCGGCGGCGAGCGAACUCUCCGGCACAACGCCCUUAGAGACAUCUUGGCUUCCUGGGCUGGCAGGGCUGGCAUGCAACCAGAGAAGGAGAAACCGGGGUUGCUUCUCCCUCAGCGACCCGACGACUCCAGCAACUCCAGGCGUAGGCCGGCUGACAUCUUCUUGCCAUCUUACCUCGGCACUCCUGCUGCACUUGACUUGGCCGUGACCGGCCCGCAGCGGCAAGGAGUUGUUGGGGAGGCGGCCCAGAAGAGCUUGGCAGCUGCCACGGCUUACGCCGACCUCAAGAAGGCACACCUUGACACAGCCCAACUGUGCCAGGCGCAAGGAGUCCGUUUCCUGCCCUUGGUCGCCGAAACCACUGGCGCAUGGGAGCCGGAAGCGGGCAAGCUGAUCGCGCAAGUUGUUUGUGCGACGGCUGUUCGAGAAGGGGCCAAUCUGGCUGCUCUGCACGCUGAGCUCCUGCAAGAGCUGUGUGUGGCAGCUCGCAGCGCCCGAGCUCGGGCUGCCCUCAGACGCCGUGCUGAGGUUGCUGAAGAGGGGGCGCCUUCGGCAGCCAGUGCGGCUGCAACCCUUCUGGUCGCUGGCAGUUGA
Molecule: messenger RNA, 990 nt
Organism: Symbiodinium natans
Lineage: Eukaryota; Dinophyceae; Suessiales; Symbiodiniaceae
Source: the annotation of a GenBank genome assembly